Messenger RNA from Aureobasidium pullulans EXF-150, 1219 nucleotides. RefSeq names its product heme-dependent catalase. Gene Ontology annotation, biological process: response to hydrogen peroxide; hydrogen peroxide catabolic process. The coding region runs from base 91 to 1065 and encodes 324 amino acids. The record is from RefSeq and is a predicted model, not a curated record. The transcript has 2 exons. Gene Ontology annotation, cellular component: peroxisome; mitochondrion; cytoplasm. Lineage: Eukaryota; Fungi; Ascomycota; Dothideomycetes; Dothideales; Saccotheciaceae. Gene Ontology annotation, molecular function: catalase activity; heme binding.
AAGAUACCGGAUGAUCCGGGGAGAGCUAUAUGAGAAGCAACCUCUUCUGCGUCGAGGGUGUCGCGUACCAAAAAUCUCGAUCUGCUCAAGAUGCCUCUUCCUGAAGAUAAACAGCUUCUCAAGCUCUCUGACGAGCUCGUCGAGACCAUCCGUGCGACUUUCGACACGCCAAAGAAUUACAGACCAGUCCACGCCAAAGGCCAACUCGUCAAAGGAUACUUCACACCUCACAAGGAUGCCUCCAAACUCUCCAAAGCGCCAAUAUUCACCCAACCCUCCACUCCCCUAAUCAUGCGCUACAGCACCGACACGGGAUUCAAGAACUUGCCCGACAAUGGCGAAAAUGGCUCUCGCGGUUUUGCCAUCAGAUUCGUGCUUUCGGAAGACGGUCACACCCACUACGACAUUAUAACCAACAACGCAUACGGCUUCGUCGUCAGUACAGGCGAAGGCUUCCUGGACCAAUUCAAAGCCAUGCGUGAUGACAAGAUGGAGGAAUUCCUAGACAAAUACCCCCAUGCGAGAUAUUUUAUGGAAAACCAGUCGCCGGCGCAUUCAUACUCUUUUGCUACCGAGCAAUGGCAUUCCAUCCACGCGUACAAGUUCGUCAAUGAUGAGGGGAAAGAGAGAUAUUUCCGUUGGAGAAUCGUGCCGUGGCAGGGUGUGAUGAAGCACAGUAAAGCUGAUGCUGCGAAGCAAGGAAAGAAUUACCAAUUUGAUGAUUUGGAGUAUAGGCUUUCGCACAACAAGCCCAUCAAGUACAGACUUAUGGCACAACUGGCCGAGGAAGGAGAUGAAGUCAAUGACUCGACCAAGGUAUGGCCGGAGACGAAUGAGUUUGCCGAAAUGGGAGAGAUUGUUAUUGAUCGUCUUUGGGAGAUGGAUGAAGGUGAACCUGCAGGACGUGAACAGAAGAGGAUCAUCUACGACCCCAUCCCGAGAUACAUGGAAGGUGUCGGGGUCAGUGAAGAUCCUUUGUUGGAGGUGAGGACGGCGGUCUACCUCAUCAGUGGCAGGAUCAGGAGAGAACAUAUCCAGGAGGAAGUCCAGCAGGCGGUUAAAUAAUUAUCGGGAUGGGCAGCUGGAUAGCUCUCAUACGAUCGAUGUUCAUCAGAAAAAGAGAAUGCUCCAAGGGUGACUUGAGCGGACUAUUGCGCAGGACUUGGAUAGAUCUCGAAAUUAUACACUCUGUGAGGGCCCUAAAGUGAAUAGAGACGUG